Lytechinus pictus (painted urchin) is the source of this 2000-nucleotide messenger RNA. Its product is annotated as ER membrane protein complex subunit 3-like. The transcript is spliced from 6 exons. The record is from RefSeq and is a predicted model, not a curated record. The coding region runs from base 8 to 616 and encodes 202 amino acids. Gene Ontology annotation, cellular component: EMC complex; membrane. Lineage: Eukaryota; Metazoa; Echinodermata; Echinoidea; Temnopleuroida; Toxopneustidae. Gene Ontology annotation, biological process: protein folding in endoplasmic reticulum.
AGCUCUGAUGAGAAGUAGAUUGCUGAGAGAAAAUGGACGCUUUUUGCCAAGAAAGUCCUUCAUUAUGAGGAAACACUACUUCAAUGAUGAGGAGACUGGAUUUUUCAAGACUCAGAAGAGAGAAGGUCCCCCUCAAAACCCAAUGACAGACCCGUCUAUGAUGACAGACAUGUUGAAAGGAAACCUAACCAAUAUCUUACCAAUGAUUGUCAUUGGUGGAUGGAUCAACUGGACCUUUUCUGGCUUUGUCAUUACCAAGGUUCCAUUUCCUCUUACAUUGCGAUUCAAACCAAUGUUACAAAGAGGAGUAGAGCUUGCAUCCCUUGAUGCCUCAUGGGUUUCAUCAGCCAGCUGGUACUUCUUGAAUGUCUUUGGUCUCAGGAGUGUCUAUUCUCUUAUUUUGGGAGAAAAUAAUGCUGCAGAUCAAGCUCGUCUGAUGCAGCAGCAGAUGAAUCAGGGUAUGGCUAUGGCUCCAGACCCAACCAAAGCAUUUAAGGGGGAGUGGGAAGCUCUUGAAAUUGCUGAGCAUCGCUGGGCUAUGCAGAACGUAGAAGAGGAGUUAAUAGGCAGGACACCUAUGCCAGAGGAUAUCUAUGUUAAAGAUAAAUAUAUUUGACCUGCAAAUAUGUUCAUGUUACUGCACUGUAUACCUGCUCAGUGUUAGUGCUUUUUUUUUGGGGGGGGGGGCUGGGCUUUCUGCAUGAAUAAUGAUAGAUGAUUUGUGCAAUGACAUUGUAAUUAGAUUAGCUUACAGACCAUUUAAUCGUAUUGUGUUUUUUUUUUUUGGGGGGGAGCUAAUAUGUUAGGACACUAAACAGGUUUGUGUUAUCAAUGAAUAUUCAGUUCAAUUCAUAUGUAAUCUUCUACACACCUGGUGGUUGUUUUAUAAAGCUUAUCAUAAGUGACAAGUGGCUUUAUGAACGACUAGCGAUCCUUUCUUGUGGUAAAUGAUACACGCAAGAUUUCUAUUGGCGAUGAUUUAGUUUCUAAGAACGGAUCACCAGUCAUUUGUAAAGUUGCUCGUAACUUACAAAAUGAAACACGCACAUGAUUUAUAAUAGUGUACAGAUUGGUCAUUAUUCCUGUUUAAAGUUGAAAAUUUUGUGUUUGCAUUAUUAUGUUGAAACAAUCAUUUUCAUUGGAUUCAAUAUUCUUGAAUGAUGAAAAAAUUCUCAUUAGUUGGGAUUGACAUUUCCCAAGAGUAAAUUUGAAGUUUGGCUGCCUAUAAGAACUGACCAUGCCACACUGGAUACUAUUGUAGGUGCUUUAGGUAUUCCUGUAUUUCAUUUGAUUUCAAGGCAUUACUAUGCAGUAGAAAUAUCGCAUAUGGAAUUCAUGAGAACUAAUUAAAAUUCUAAUUUUUAGCAGUGAGCUUGUAUCGGGGUUACAUGAGGUAUUAGGAGCUUUGACGAGGUACAUUGCCGUGAACCAGGAACAUUAUUGCUGAAAUGUGAGCCUAAAAUUGCACAAGACUUAGAAUAAACAUGUCUGUAUUUCAAAUGAUUUCAACUAAAUUCCUGUUAAUCAUAUACUUUGCACUGAGAAUAUGUGUGAUGAAUAGGACUGUUGAAUAAUAUCUACAUAUUUUAGUUUAUACACAAUUUAAAAAGAUUGAAAAACCCCAAUGGCCUGCCAUAUACCAGGUCUAUGUGGUGUCAUUUCUUAGGUCUCUUCAAAAGAGCCUAAUGUUCCAUUGCAUGUAGUGUAAAAGGUACAAUAGACAUGUAAUGACACUUUGACUCAAAGUAUAUUUGAUGAGAUGAAAAUCUCUGGACAAGACUGACUGUUUACAGCUCUUUAUAAAUAUUGAAGGAUAUCUGACUUUAAAAUGUGAUCUGUCUCGUCUCACGGUGUUGUCUUUAAUAUUAUGUGUGAUAAAUUUAAAGCACAGUGCAUUGGUGUCAUCAAAGUAAGUACAGUGUGACAAUAUUUGAUCUGAAUUUAUUAUCCAUUGAGAUAGGCUCUGUGAUUGAAUAAAUUGCAUAUUGGAUACAAUUCAA